Molecule: messenger RNA, 1272 nt
Organism: Galendromus occidentalis (western predatory mite)
Lineage: Eukaryota; Metazoa; Arthropoda; Arachnida; Mesostigmata; Phytoseiidae
Exons: 7
Coding region: 179-1006 (275 amino acids)
Biological process (GO): mRNA catabolic process
Cellular component (GO): CCR4-NOT complex
Source: RefSeq, a predicted model, not a curated record
AGACGUGCAUUUGCUUGGAGCGACAGCGGCAACCGUUCGAGGAUUGUAGAGGCCGAAUAUACGGUGAAAUUGUACUGAUUUACCUUAAACGUGAGCUGUUCCGAGAUCUUCUAUUGAGCAACUGUUCGGUGUUGUGAGUUGGCUCUUGAGUCCCCUAAGCGAUACACAGGCGAGGAAUAUGACGCAGAAAUCGGGGAUCGACAACCGACCGAGACUUUUACAAGAGUGGGAAGCGAUGUGUCGGGGUGCAUCGGUCGUGACCCCAUCGGACCAAAAUCGUAAUCCUGGUGACACCAAUACACUGAUAAUCAAACUCGCCAACCCUGGGACCCGAGAGUACGCCAUGAAGAGCUUAUGCAUGUUCCACCGCAACGUGCCUGACCUGGGCGUUCUGAUCUGGCAUUCUUUCGGAGCCGUCAGUAGUUUGAUUCAGGAGAUCAUAUCGGCUUAUCUCAGGAGGGAAGUCCUCGAGUCGGAUGCGGCGAGAAUUCUGACAGCCCUCUCUCUGCUGGAAGCCGUAGCUGAACAUCCGAGGACAAAGGUCGACUUCGUCUGCAGCAAAAUACAUGAGAUCGUCGCGCCUCUUGCCAACUUAGGACCAAGCUCGCCUCACUUCGAGGCUCUUCGUCGAGGCGCUCUGCGAGUAAUGCGCGCCCUCGUCGGCGGAUCGAAUUUGGAUCGCGGCAUGAUAGGCCAGAAAGAAUAUGCGUGUGUCAUAAUGCAAAUGUUGGCGGAUGAUUUCCUCAUGAAGAUCAUCUGGAACAGCGUGAAUCACGGUGGAACGCUAGCACAGCUCCUGACUCUUCAAAUCAUAUACAGAGUUUCUUAUUAUGACGACGUCCUAAUCAUAUUCACGCGAGCUCCGAAUACCAUGAAGUUACUCCCGAAAGCUCUCGAAAAGCUGCAUGAGGUCUGCCGGAAAGAAAUGCCCCCCAUGUGUCCGCAAGUGGUCAGUCUCUACCAGAAAUUGUACUCUCGUUAUCACCAGAGCGCGAUGGCUCCUUAGGCGGCAACGCCGAUCGGUGAGAUCAUUUGUCCGAGUUCGCUUCGCGUCCAUAUUAGUGCAUGCUCUCGGCUCUGCAAGCGGCCCGUCGGAGUCUCCGUUCAUUCCGGAUUCCGUAUGCUAUGCUGGAGCCGGAGUGAACAGCUGCAAGAUAGAGUUCCGAGCGCCAUUCUUAGGGAAGAAAUUUCAUACCGCCCGAAGUUCAAGUGGUCGAGUCUUGUAGAUUUUUUUCGAAAACCGGGACAUAGCACCAUGUAUCGUAAACCAAG